Molecule: messenger RNA, 805 nt
Organism: Solanum dulcamara
Lineage: Eukaryota; Viridiplantae; Streptophyta; Magnoliopsida; Solanales; Solanaceae
Product: embryo-specific protein ATS3A-like
Exons: 1
Coding region: 91-588 (165 amino acids)
Molecular function (GO): protein binding
Source: RefSeq, a predicted model, not a curated record
UGCGUAAAAAAACAAAAUGAAAAAGAAAAAUGAGGGCUAUUAAAUGUUCAACAACAUAUACAGCAAUAAUUAAUCAAUUAUCAAAAUUUGAUGGUGAUGAAAAUGGGUGGUCACCUCUUGUUCCUCAGCUUAGCUGUUUUCUUCUUCAGUUUCUGUCAAGCAACAUCAAUUACUUCAACUUCAACAAAAUCCCUAUUUUUCAUCGAAACCAAUCAGAGCGCCGCUACUGCUAGGAGCUGCUCAUACACGUUGUCAAUCAAAACAAGCUGUUCUUCAACUAAAUACACCAGAGACAAAAUCAGUGUUGCUUUUGGAGAUUCUUACGGAUUUGAGGUCCACGCGCCGAGGUUAGAUAAUCCAUCCUCGAAGAUAUUCGAAAGCUGUUCUACGGAUACUUUCCAGAUCCGUGGCCUCUGUAUUUAUGAGAUCUGCUACCUAAACUUGAAGAGGGUUGGAUCGGACGGCUGGAAACCGGAGAGCGUCAAGGUGUACGGUCCAGAUCGUCCUGCUAUUACCUUUAAAUAUGAUAAGUUUCUACCUAAUGGAGUCUGGUUUGGAUUUAAUCACUGUAAGAAACGGCCUGUCUAGGAAUCAACUAUGUAUGAAAUUUGCGUUUUGCAGAUUUAAUCCAUGUAUUUUAAAGUGUUGUUUUGAGAAUAACCACUGUUUGGAUGUAUUCAAUUUUCUCACUUGUAUUGUUGUAUCCCUGCAGAUUUUUCAGUUUUUAUUUGUUACGAUAAGGUGUUGUGGAGUAUUAAAAACAACUUUGGCUUAAUGCAUUGGGCUGUGAAUAAGUUGAAUCUAA